This is a messenger RNA of Opisthocomus hoazin, 2043 nucleotides long. The record is from RefSeq and is a predicted model, not a curated record. NCBI's taxonomy places the organism in Eukaryota, Metazoa, Chordata, Aves, Opisthocomiformes, Opisthocomidae.
AUGCGGGGGAUUCGAUUUAAUUCCGAGCUGCACCUGCCCAAAGGGCCCAGCCUGGCUCCUCUCUACCCGCACCCGCGCCGCGUUGUGGGGACCACGCUGUCCUUGGGCUCCCAGCCCGUGGCUGCGGGCAGCGUCCACCCCAUCACCGUCCGUGCUGGGCCGAGCCCUCCCCGCGGCUGCGCUCCGGCUCUCGGUGUGGUGGGUGCCUUUGCUCAUUCGACGGUGACGGUGCCUCCAGCUCCUCCCGUCCAGCUGAGGAUCAUCUUUUGGACUGGAAGCGACAAAAUUCACAGCUCGGAGCAUCCCAGCUGGGUGGUAGCUCCCAGAAUUGUUGGUCUAAGGGACGGCAGCUGGUUGAGAGCCUCGAGCAGCGAGAGGAGCCUGCGGCAGACCCAGCUCCCGCGUGCCACCUUCUUGGCGGCCACCACCAAAGCCUCCGAGCACGAGAAGAUGGAGCUGGAGGAGCGUCCCCAGUUUUGGGCAGUAUCCUUCAAGGUGUGGAAGAGAGAAAGCCCAGAAGAGAGCAUGAACUACAGGAGAAGACGGACAUCCAGUGUGGAGGAGAGAGACAUAACGGUCUUCAGCAGCGUGCCCUGGGUGCCAAGAAGGCACCCCUGGGAGGCUGCGGGGCAGAGCCUGGGGGGACCAGAGUCGGGGAGAACUUCAGCAGGCGCCGUGGGAUCCCCCCAGCCGGGAGCGCGGGACCGGCACGAAACCCCAGAGGAAUCAGAACAGCGCUCCAAUUCGGUUCCACCCAACAACGGGAACUCCGGAGUGAACACGAACAGCGAACGGGAGGAGGAGAAGGACCAGCAGCACCAGAAUGUGUCUGAGCAGCACAGCAGCCUGGGGCAGCAGGGCGACAGCCAGGGUGGUGCUGGGCAAGACAGUGGUCCAAGCAGCAGCAGCCAAGGCGGCAACACAAGUCCCCAGGCCAGCAGCCCCGGGAGCCAGGCCAGUAGCCCCAGUAACCAGGCCAACAACCCCGGUAGCCAGGGUAACAGCCCCAGUAACCAGGCAAACAGCCCCAGUAACCAGGCCAGCAACCCCGGUAGCCAGCGUAACAGCCCCAGUAACCAGGCCAGCAACCCCAGUAACCAGGCCAGCAACCCCGGUAGCCAGACCAGUGACACCCAGAACCAGGGCAACAACCAGGACAGCAGCAACAAGGACAACGGUCAGGAUGGCAGCAACCAAGGUGGUGGCAACGAGAACCAGGGCGAGAACCCGGACACCAACCAGAACCAGGACACCAACAAGGACACCAGCAACGAGAACCACGUUGACAACCAGGGUGGCAACGACCAGGACCACAGCGAUGACAAGCACAGCGGCAGCAACGACGCAAACCAGGGCAACAACCAGGAGAAUAAGGACAGGAUCCAGGGCAACAACCAGGGCAGCAACAGCAAUAACCAGGGCAACAACCAGGAGAAUAAGGACAGGAACGAGGAGGAUAAGGACAGGAACCAGGGCAACAACCAGGAGGUUAACAACAGGAGCCAGGAGGGUAACGACAGGAGCCAGGGCAACAACCAGGGCAGCAACCUCGAGAACCAGGGCAGCGACGGCAAUAACCAGGGCAACAACCGGGAUAAUAACGACGGGAGCCAGGAGAAGAAGGACAAGAACCACGGUGACAACCAGGGCAGCGACGGCAAUAACCAGGCCACCAACCAGGGUGAUCAAGUGGGCUCGCCGAAAGACAAAAGCCCGUCACCGCCACCAACUUCCUCCGCUGCUGAGAGCGACAGCUUUUUAGACGAUGGAGGAAGCCCCGGCGAGGAAGAGGAAGGGGCGAAAGAAGGCAGCGAUGCCUCCUCCUCUAAUAAGGAGAGAGAGAAGAGCAUCCCUUCCCUGCCCAGGGACCAGUCGGAGAGCAGCCACUUCUUCGCCUACCUGGUGACCACGGCUGUGAUCGUUGCCGCCUUGUACGUGGCGUAUCACAACAAGCGCAAGAUCAUUGCUUUUGCUCUGGAAGGGAAAAGGUCAAGAAGUGGUCGACGGCCCAAAUCCGGCGAUUAUCAGAGGCUGGAUCAGAAG